Synchytrium microbalum is the source of this 2808-nucleotide messenger RNA. RefSeq lists its product as uncharacterized. Gene Ontology annotation, biological process: TORC2 signaling. Gene Ontology annotation, cellular component: plasma membrane; TORC2 complex; cytoplasm. The coding region runs from base 1 to 2808 and encodes 935 amino acids. The record is from RefSeq and is a predicted model, not a curated record. Lineage: Eukaryota; Fungi; Chytridiomycota; Chytridiomycetes; Synchytriales; Synchytriaceae. The transcript is spliced from 8 exons. Gene Ontology annotation, molecular function: phosphatidylinositol-4,5-bisphosphate binding.
AUGUCACUUAUUACCGAUGCCGAGUAUUUGAUAUAUCGGAUGCGAACCACGCUCCUCUCCGUGCCAGACCCACUCACAGAACGAGUCAUUACACUGCCCACUGAAUCUGAUAAUGAUUACAUUCUAGCUGAACAACCAAACAACAACAUGGAAUACAGGAGUAAAUUCAUCGAAGAAAAUCUACUCCAACAACCCGCUACUAUUAAUGCUGCUGCUGGCCCGGGAAGGAUACGGGUUCGUACCGGCAUAACAAGAAAGUCAAACUCACCACGAGGACUACGCCAGUCGGGUCUAAAUAUCAAAGAGUCUACCAACGACGCUAGAAAGAGUGUCAUGAGCACCACCGACACAAUAGCUGCAAAACGUGCAUCGAAUAUUACCACUAGAGGAAUCAUGUCUCCACAAUCGGCCAAAGGAAUAAAGUCACCAGAGUCUGCAAAGACUCCAGAUACAAAUAGACCUGAAUCUGCUGUAGGAAACUCGGCUGAUCCUGGCCCUAGAAAUGUAGAAGCUGCUCUAGCACAAGCUGAAAUUCGAAGACAAGUCCAACUACAAGCAUUGAAGGAACAGUUGGCUGCCGAAGAAUGUAAAGUAGAAGCACUCACUAUGGAGAUUGCUGCUGCUGCUCCAGAAGUGGCACCCGAAACAGAAACAAAGGAGAAUACCAUACCGCUUGUAACAGUCGACGAGAGACGACGACGAGAAUCAGAGUCUAGUAGUAUAGCACAACAAACCAGUAUACAAGAACGACAACCUGGAGAAAAUGGAGAGCCACCGUUAGUAGUGGAGGAAGUCGAGGACGACGACGAUGACGACAACGAAGUCUUCUUGAAACCACCUGCUGAUGCUAUAGAUGAUAAAUCAGACCAUUCAGCAGAUGUAGAAGAUGAUAAACCUAGUGAUUCUCAACAGCCCACAAUAUCGGCUACUGGUGCUUCUGCUCGACAGAGUAUAGCUGCUAGUGGACCACGUGAAAUGGCAUAUUCAAUAAGUAAAGACUCGGACGUAUCUGAUGAAUACUUGAAUGAUCAUGAUGAUGUAGCUCCUGAAGUAUUGAAUUUGAGUAUGAGAGAUUUAGGAGGCAAUGAGACCAGUAGUGGUCUUCCUGAACCGGAAUCUGUCAUAAAAGUAGAAGGUGACUCUAUAGAAUCAACACCGGUGCCUGAUACAGGAGGAGUCACUGAAUCGACAGACACUCUGACUACACAGUCUGUUGCCCAAGCUCUGAAUACAGUAGUCCCCACAGCGCCAGUAAUACAACAACAGCAAUCACGACGACCGUCACAGCAACCGCUACAACAACAGCAGGCAGAUGCAGCCCGAGCAUCAAAUGUAUCUAGAUCAUCACAACAGCACCCUAGUCCGACCGUCUCACGUCAUCCUUCCAAAUCGUCAUCGCAGUAUUCUUCAGCAUCUAAAUUAUUCCAAACCAACUUGUUUGCUAAACGAGAACUAUUGACGAGAUCGGAGUCUCGAUUGGCAGCUGAAAAUACUGCUGCAACUACUAGUAGUCAUCCUACCCUUCCAAGGUCAGAGUCUGGCAAACCUGCCAGUAUUGUUACGAGUAUGCGAGGAUCUGCUUCACAGUUACUAGACUCGUUGAGGCAUUUGGGUACACGACCAGUAUCAGCAUUAACUGCUCUGAUUAAUGAAAGGGCGAAUACCAAUAAUCCGUUUGCUGAUGAGUACUCUUGCUUUUCUGGAAAAGCUGAUCCGGAUUCAGUGAGAAUCAAGAUUUACAUACCCUUUCGAGAACAUCAUCCUCGUCCACUCAUGAUUAAAGUGAAAAGAGAUGCUACGGUAGAAGACGUUAUUGGAUACAUCCUCUACGAGUACAUCAAUCAGAGCAUAACACCUCCGCUACCCGAAAAGGGGUGUGAUGUUAUAAUGUGGUGUUUGAGGAUUGUGGAAGAUGAUGGCAGUAUUGAUGACGACUUUCCAGCACUGGAAAGGUCGAGGAAGAUACACAAGUUUGCAUUUGAUCAGUUCGCCUUGUGUGAAGCAUCAGCCGAACAAGUGGCUGCUGAAAGGACACGUCGAGUAGCUGCCAUCAAAUCAGCUUCCAUAAGUAGUACUGCACAAUCAACACCGACGUCUGCAACAUCGGCUUCAUCAGCAUCUCAAAUCCUGUAUAUCCGAGUGCAUCUGUAUUCGACUAUCGAAGUCAAGCAAACAACCACACUGCAGUUACCUGGUACAACAGUCUUGUCGGAAGUCUUUGAGCAAGUGUGUAAAAAGAGGAAAUAUGAACCCAAGGACUAUGUGCUGAAGAUGGUGGAUACCAAGACGGAUGUCCCAUUAGACAAGACUUUGACAGAUUUGAAAACGACCGAAUUUUGUAUAUUGAAGAGGGAUCGCGGUGGAGCUGGUGAUAUCUUUUUAAGACCUCCUGAUGAAGUCAAUACGGGAGACAAUCAACCUCAAUUCAUGAUAUCGGACGAGUACACGUCCAUGUAUAAGCAAUACACGGUCAUGCACAAGCAUUUCAUGGGACGGCAGGAACGAACCUUAACCAUAGAUGGAGAAUACAUUCACGUGUUGGCUCCCGAGAAUAGAACCUUGUUCGAAUCUGCCAAAACGAAUUCUCAUCAUAUAUCUACUGUGGUGUCAUGCAAGAGCAAAUCGAAUUCAGCCAACUUCAAGCUAUUAGUGCAGCGAGUGGAUCGAGAUUACAAGUCAUAUGAUUUGGAAGCUUUGAGUGCCAAUGAAGCUUACGAGAUCUGUCAACGCAUCACAUGGAUGAGCAAGAUGGUCAAGAAGGACUUGGGGGCGACUGUGAGCACGUCGUCGUUGAAUCUUGCCAAGUAG